Messenger RNA from Torulaspora delbrueckii, 423 nucleotides. It is a transcript of the gene MRPL51, whose product is annotated as mitochondrial 54S ribosomal protein mL43. The coding region runs from base 1 to 423 and encodes 140 amino acids. Gene Ontology annotation, cellular component: mitochondrial large ribosomal subunit. NCBI's taxonomy places the organism in Eukaryota, Fungi, Ascomycota, Saccharomycetes, Saccharomycetales, Saccharomycetaceae. The transcript has a single exon. Gene Ontology annotation, molecular function: structural constituent of ribosome. The record is from RefSeq and is a predicted model, not a curated record. Gene Ontology annotation, biological process: mitochondrial translation.
AUGGUAGUCAAGGCGAUCAAACAGGUGUCUAUUGCCCGUAACGGUGUUGGUGCGUUCAUUUUCCCAUGCAAAAAGAUCACUUUGCAGUACUGCAAUUGGGGUGGUUCUUCCCAGGGUAUGAGAGAUUUCCUAACAUCAAAGAGGCUAGAUUUGUUGAGUAAAAAGUACCCAUUCAUACAAUUUGAGAUCCUGAGAAAAUCGGGACAUCCCAUCAUAAGAGGACAGUAUAACAAUGGUCGUGAAAAGGUCAUCUGCGUAAGAAAUUUAAACAUCGACAACGUUGAAAACAAACUGAAGUUGUUGAAGGACUCCAGUGGAGAGGUUCUACGUAGAAGGACGAAGAACGACAAUGUGGAGACUUUGAACAGUAGUGUCAGAGGUGUUUGGUCACCAGUCCACUCAUCGAUGAGAUACAGAGUAUAG